GUAAAGGAUGUGAUGAAGGAUGUGAUGGCAGACUUACAGCAGACCAACAGCGAGAAGAUUCUGUUGAGCUGGGUCAGACAGUCCACUAAGAACUACAAACAGGUCAAUGUGGUGAACUUUACCAGCAGCUGGGAAGAUGGUCUCGCUUUCAAUGCUCUCAUCCAUAGCCACAGGCCGGAGUUAUUUGAUUGGAAUGUUGUGGAACAGAAACAUAAAGCCAUUGAGAAGCUGGAUCAUGCCUUCACCAUCGCUGAAAAACACCUGGGCAUCGAAAGAUUGCUUGACCCAGAAGAUGUGGCCACAGCACAUCCUGAUAAGAAGUCCAUUAUCAUGUAUGUCACCUCCUUGUUCCAAGUCCUGCCUCACGGUGUGAGUAUGGAGGCUAUCCAAGAGGUGGAGACUCUUCCCAGAGCUCUCAUAACAAAAGAGGAACGUUUCCAUGUCCAAAGCACCCAGCAACGCUACUCUCAGCAGAUCACGGUCAGUGUGGCUCAGAGUUCUGUCCGCAGUUCCUCCCCAUCUCUAAAGCCUCGUUACAAAAGCUAUGCCUUCACUCAGGCGGCAUACGUCAAGUCGUCGGAGCAAAAGAGGAGGCUACUCACCUCACAGUCUCCAGACAAGCCGGAGGAACUACGGUCAUCACUAAGCCCCUUACCACAGGGCUCUUCCCAGCUGGAAAGCUACCAGAGUGCACUGGAGGAAGUACUUACCUGGCUGCUUUCUGCAGAAGAUGGGCUUCAGGGCCAACCGCCCAUUUCCAGUCAUGUGGAGGAAGUCAAGGAGCAGUUUCACACCCAUGAGGGCUACAUGGUUGAGUUGACGUCUCACCAGGGUAGCGUGGGAAGAGUGCUAAAGACAGGGAGUGUGCUUUUAGCUGGAGGCCUUCUGACUGAGGAUGAGGAGAGUGAAGUGCGUGAGCAGAUGAAUUUACUCAACUCUCGCUGGGAGCACCUGCGAGUGGCCAGCAUGGAAAGACAAAGCAGGCUUCAUGAAGUCCUGAUGGAUCUGCAGAACCAGCAGCUCAAGCAGCUCAAUGAUUGGCUGGACGUCACAGAAGCUCGCAUCAAACGCAUGAGUGACCAAUCACUGGGGCCUGACCUUGAGGACAUCAAACACCAAGUUGAGGAGCACAAACUCUUACAAGAGGAUUUGGAGCUGGAGCAGGUGCGGGUGAACUCUCUGACUCACAUGGUCGUAGUGGUGGAUGAGAGCAGUGGUGAUAAUGCCACCACAGCUUUGGAAGAGAAACUACAGUACCUCGGAGAAAGAUGGGCAGCAAUCUGCAAAUGGACAGAGGAACGCUGGGUUCUGCUUCAAGAGAUUCUUCUGAGUUGGCAGCAUUUUAUUGAAGAACAGCGUUUAUUUGACUCCUGGCUGACACAGAAGGAGGAAUUUGUUCAGACCAUCCAAAGCAGUGGUUUCAAGGACCAAAGUGAAGUAGCAAACAGCCUCAGGAAGUUAGCAAUUUUAAAAGGAGAGCUAGAUGUGAAGAGGCAAACCAUGGACAGGCUGUGCUCCCUUAGUCAAGACUUAUUGUCCAACAUAAAGAACAAGGAAGCAGCCAGAAGACUGGAGUCACAGCUUGAGAAGUUUGCCCAGCGCUGGGACAAGCUGGUCCAGUCUCUUCAGCGGUGUAACACUCAGUUUUCAUCAACAGUCACCACAUCCCAAACUGAAUUGACAAAGACAACCAUGGCAACUGUAACCAAGGUGACCACGCACCAAAAAAUGGUGAAGCAUUCGAAGGAGGGUUUGUCCACUCCUCCACCUCAAAAGAAGAGACAGAUUGUUGUUGAUUCUGAGCUUCGCAAACGGUUUGAUGUGGACUUCACUGAGAUCCAUAGCUUCAUGACUCGUUCAGAAGCCAUCCUGCAAAGCCCAGAGUUUUCUGUCUCACGGAAAGAGGGCAGCGUAGCUGACCUCUAUGACAAAGUGCUGGCGAUAGAUAAAGAAAAACCAGAGAAGUAUCGUAAGCUGCAGGAAGCCACACGUUCCGCCCAGGCUCUGGUGGACCAGCUGACUAGUGAUGGCGUGAAUUCGGACGACAUCCAGCAGGCAGCACAGCAGAUGAAUUCCCGGUGGGUUGAAUUCUGUGCUCUGCUGGCCGAGAGGCUCUCAUGGCUGGCCUACCAGACCAAGGUACUGGCCUUCUACUGUCUCUUCCAGCAGCUGGAGCAGGCGGUAGCCACCGCAGAGAACUGGCUCAAAGUUCAGCAGCCCCCGGCAUCCGAGCUGGAGCCGCUCAGGGCUCAACUAGAGCGUUGCAGGGAUGAAAUUGCCCGUCUCUCUGCUCUUCAACCACAACUGGAGCAACUACAUGAGCAGCUGAGGGAGUUGAGGGAGAAGGAGGCUACGCCUGAACUCUUUGAUGCUGACAUUACUGCCUUCACAGAGCACUAUAACCAGGUCCUGGAAGACCUGCGGGCCAGGGAGAGGCAGCUUCAGCUGGUCCAGGAUUGCCUCCCUCCAGCGCGCUAUAAGGAAACGAUAUCGGCACUCCUGGCCUGGCUGCAGAGAGCUGAAGCCAAAUUGUCUGUGCCUUCUACAGCCGUCACAGAGUACCCAAUCAUGGAACAGAGACUACAAGUCAUCAAGGACCUUCAAGCAGAGAAGCAAGAGCACCAGAGUGAGGUGGACUACAUGGUAAAAACGGCAGAGCAAGUGUUGCAGAAAGCACCGGCCGAGAUUGGUCAGAAGUACCGAACUGAGAUGGAGAACAUCAUGGCACGCUGGAGACGCCUUUCUGACCAGCUGGAGGAACACACCCAGAAACUACAGGAGCUCAUGGCUAAACUACAGCAGUUCCAGAAUGAUACCAAGACUCUUCAGAAGUGGAUGGCAGAAGUUGAUGUCUUCCUGAAUGAGGAAUGGCCAGCACUGGGGGACUCUGAAGCAUUGGAGAAACAACUGGAACAGUGCACGGCACUGGUGAAUGACAUUCAUACGGUCCAACCAAGUCUGAAUGGAAUCAACGAAGUCGGCCAGGCCUUGAAGAGGGAGGCGGAGCCACCCUUUGCGAUUAAGAUUCAGCAAAUGCUUGAUGAGCUCAAUGCGCAGUGGGAAAACAUUUGCAAGCAGGCUUACGCUAAAAAAUCCGCCCUGAAGGGUGGACUGGACAAAACGAUAAGCUUGAGGAAGGAGAUGCAGGAGAUGCAGGAAUGGAUUACGCAAGCAGAGGAGGAGUACCUUGAGCGAGAUUUUCAGUACAAAACCCCUGAGGAACUCCAUAAGGGUUUGGAGGAGCUGAAGAGAGCUCAGGAGGAGGUCCAUCAAAAGGAAACUAAGGUGAAACUCUUGACUGACGCAGUGAACAGUUUUAUCUCCAAGGCCCCGCCCGCGGCUCACGAUGCCUUGAAGGCAGAGCUGGAUGUUUUGACCAAUAACUACCAGCGUCUCUGCAGUCGCCUUGAUGGGAAGUGUAAGACACUGGAGGAGGUGUGGGCCUGCUGGUGUGAACUGCUGUCGUAUCUGGAACAGGAGAACGGCUGGAUGGAUCUCCUCGAAAAGAAACUCGACGAAACAGAGAACUUGCAAGGAGGAAUCGAGGAGAUUUCCGAGGCUCUGACAUCCAUAGAGACCAUGAUAAGAGAGCAUCCUGAGUACAAUCGGAACCAAAUCCGGGAACUGGCACAGACCUUAAUGGAUGGCAGAGUCCUGGAUGAGCUGAUCCAUAAAAAGGUGGAGGACUACAACACCCGCUGGGAUGAACUGAUGCAAAGGGCCUUGCAGAGACGGCAGCAGCUGGAGAAGAAUUUACAGUGGGCCAGGGAAAACGACAGAACCCUCCAACUCAUCAUGGAGUCCCUCAAUACCACUGACAGACACUUGACUGCUUACCUAGCCGACAACAUUGAUGCAGCACAAAUACCUCAGGAAGCGCAGAAAAUUCAAACGGAAUUGAACGGCCAUGAGGUGACCCUGAAUGAUAUGAAGAAGAAGAGUAAAGACAUGGACACAUCAGAAAGAGCACAAGCCCAGAUUGAUGCUACAUGUAAUAAACUUCAGGAGGUGAAAGUGAAGUUCAGACUUUUCCAGAAGCCAGCUAACUUUGACCAGCGUUUGAAGGAUUGUGAAAGUGUACUUGAAGAGGUGAAAAAACAGCUGGGAGUUUUAAGCAUUCGCAGUGUGGAACAGGAAGUUGUACAGUCACAGUUGGAACAAUGUAUGAAGUUGUAUAAAACUCUCAGUGAGGUGAAAUCUGAGGUGGAGACGGUAAUAAAGACAGGACGACAGAUUGUUCAGAGGCAGCAGACUGAGCAGCCUAAGGAGCUGGAUGACAGAUUGACGGCACUCAAACUCUUAUACAAUGAUUUAGGUGCACAGGUAACUGAGGGAAAGCAAGAGCUGGAGAAGAUACUGAAGUUGUUGAGGAAAUUGCGUAAGGAGCUGAACAGCCUGACAGAGUGGUUGGCAGCGACAGACGGAGAGCUGACACGCCGGUCGGCAGUGGAGGGGAUGCCAAGUGAUUUGGAGGCGGAGCUGGCAUGGGCAAAGGCCACACAGGAGGACACAGAGAAGCACAAACCUCAGCUGCAGGGGGUGACGGAGCUGGCGGAGAUGUUGAAGACGGUGCUCCGUGGGCAGGAGAGCCUGAUCGAUGACAAAGUCAGCCUGUUGAACUGUAACUGGAUCGCCGUGACGUCACGGAGUGAGCAGUGGUUGAAUCUGCUGCUGGAUUACCAGCGUCAAAUGGAAAUGCUAGAUGAGAACAUUGGUCAGAUCAAUACCUGGAUGAAUCGAGCUGAGACGUUGUUGGAUAAGUCUGAAAGCCAAGGAGGCAUGGACAAUGUCAUUCAGGGCUUGCGGGUGGAGCUGGAGGAUAUGAAAGGAAAAGUGGCAGCAGUGAACGGCCUGGGUGAAGACCUCAUUAAGAACAGAGGAGAGCAUUGCAAAGCCCAGGUCCAGCCCAAACUGGAGCAGCUCAACCGGCACUUUGACACUAUCACCAAAAGGAUUCUGUAUGGACCUCAGGCCACUGAUCAGGAGUUAGAUGAGUACCACAGGGAGGCUGCUGUGAGGAUUGAGCUGCUGGAAGAAGAGAUAAAAGCUGGAGAUGAACUAAAGGAAGAAGACUUCAGUGAGGAGCCGUAUUCUGAUGAGGCGGCUGUUAACGAGCUGUUAACGAAAGGAGAGAAACUGCAGAAGAGGGCUCCAGAUGAGGAAAAGAGGGAGGCAGUCCGCGAGAGACAUAAUCAAGUCAGAGACAAAUACAACAUUGUAAAGGAACUGAGGGCUCUCCGCAGGAAGAAAGCAUUGGGCAUUACCACUCAGUGGCACCAGUUCUGUAAGAAGUCAGAUGCCCAGCUCCAGUGGCUGGACAGCAUUGAGAAAACUGUGAGUGAGCUUCCCGAUCCACCUGAGGAGUCCAAACUGAAGGAGAUUAACUCUGAAUUGGGGCAGAAGAAAGUGGAACUGGGUGAAGUGAAAGCCUUGGGCCAGAAACUAUCAGACGCUGGCGCUGCCAAGUUGGUGGAACCUCGUCUUUCCCUGCUCAACAAACGCUGGGAGGGGCUGGACUUCAAAUUUGCUACUGUACGACAAAGAAGCGAACUACAAGCACUACUGAACUCCAUAGCUGAGACGGAGUCUCUGCUUAACUCACCUGAGUGUUGGUCUCAGACGAUUGGCACUUUACCCCAACAAAAUAAGUGCCUUAAGGAGGUGAAGUUGAACUUGGAGAAGCUGGAGACUCCAGUGAAAAAUGCACUAGAUUCUAGUAAAGCCUCUGCUCAAGAGAUUCCACUGAUCCAACUGCUAAGCACAAACUGGGAAAACGUUAACAAGCUAUAUCGUGACAGAUUGUCACAACAUGAUAAAUGUCAGAAGUACGUUGAUGAAACAAAGGCCUUUGAUGAUUGGCUGACUGAUGCAGAGAGAACAUUGGAGAAGGCGGAACAAGACCCUGUUCAUACCAAAGAACACAUCAAGGAGCUGCAGGACGGCCUGGGCAGGCAGGAGGCUGCUUUGAGUGGCCUGAGCAAACUGGGGGAGGAGAUCUCCAGGCAGAGCAGUAAAGAGGAAGGAGAUCAGAUCCAACAGCAGCUCAGCUCCCUCAAAAGCCGCUGGGCCAAAGUAUUUGAUCUGCUGACAGAGAUGAAGAGAAGAUCAGAGAAGGCACAGAUUGCAGUCUCUGAACUUAAUGAGGGCUUUGGGGAGUUCCAGUCAUGGCUGGAUGAAGCAGAGAACGUCGCUUCUGUAACAGUACAACCCGGACAUCGGGAGCAGCUUCAGACAGCACUGGGAAAAGUGCAGGCAAAAGUAGCAGAGUUGCCAAGCAGGAAGAAUACUCUAGAUGAACUCAACAAAAAAACCUCAUCAAUCCCUGCUGAUAAAGUCAAACCACUGGAGAGCAAUAUAAAGAUAAUCAACAUGCGAUGGGCCAAGGUGUCCACAGAUCUCCCUGCGAAGCAACAGGAGAUUGAAGCUCUCCUGAAGCAGAUGGAACAGUAUUGGGAAACGCUCUCCAAGCUCUCCAGCUGGGCCUCCAACACCAAGACUCAGUUAGAGCAGUCUCCUGAUGCAGUGGAUCCUAAGGUUGAAGAGGAUGUCAAGGAAAAACAACCAGAUGUACAAGCAGUGUUAGCUAAAGAGCAACCCCCUUGUCAACCAGAGAAAGGGCAGUAUGACACUCUUAGUGCCGACUGGAUUGCCAUUCAAAUACUGCUGAGGGAGUGGAAAGAAAAGUCCAUCGCUGUAGCUACUGAGACUUUGACUGGCAGUGCACCUGGAGAUGAAGCUGCCUUGGCUCAGUUUAACAAAUCCCGGGGAGAACUCAAUGAUUGGCUGUCCCUCCUGGAUCAGAUGGUUCAGACACAGAGAGUGACAGUAGGAGACCUUGAUGAAAUCAAUGACAUGAUUGUCAAGCUGAAGGGUGCCCUGCAAGAAAUGGACCAGAAAUAUCCUCAGCUGCAAAGUCAGAUCACUGCCGCUCAGAAUCUUAAGAAUAAAACCAACAACCCAGACACCCGUGCAGUCAUCACCGACAGCAUUGAAAAGUUACAGAAUCACUGGGAAGAAUCUCACACUAAGUUGACGGACAGGGUUCUUCAGCUGCAGAACAUGCUACAAGAUUCGAGUGAUUGGCUUGAGGCCAGAAAGAAGGUGGAACCCCUGUUCAAAAAAGCCAAUGAAAAACUGGAAGGCUGGAAAGGAAUCUCCUACACCGUGGAUGAUCUGAAAGAACAAAAUGCCGCUGCCAAGCAAUUGGCUAAGGACAUACAGCAGUGGCAAACACAAAUUGAUGUGACCAAUGAACUGGCCAACAAACUACUCACCCUCUAUUCUGAUGAUGAUACACACAAGGUCAGACAGCUAACCGAGAGUAUGAACGCUGCCUGGGCUAAUAUCAACAAACGUCUUGGGGACAGAAAGUCCGACCUGGAGGGAGGAUUGCAGCUCUUACAGCAGUUCUAUCUGGACCUUGAGAAGUUCUUAAACUGGCUGACAGAGGCUGAGACCACGGCAAACGUUUUACAGGACGCCACCUACAAGGAAAGACUCCUGGAGGACCCAGAUGCCGUGCAGCACAUAGUGGAGCAGUGGAAGGAUCUCCAGAUGGAGAUUGAUGGCCAUACUGAGCUUUACCACUCACUAGAUGAGAAUGGCCAGCGUAUCCUGUGCUCUCUGGGCGAAUCGGAAGACGCCGCGCUGCUCCAGAAACGCCUUGACAACAUGGGACAGAGGUGGCAUGAACUGCGCAACAAAGUUAUCAGCAUGAGGCCUUACCUGGAUGCUAACAUGGAGCAGUGGAAACACAUGCACAUGUCCCUGCAGGAGAUAUUAACUUGGCUGCAGCUAAAAAGAGAGGAGCUGGACCAGCAGGCACCAGUUGGGGGCGAUGUACCGACUGUGCAUCAACAGCUCAUCACACACAAGGGUUUCAGAAGAGAACUGAGCGCUAAAGAGCCGGUCAUCACUCGGGCGCUUGACUCCGUGAAAACCUUCAUUUCUCAGCUUCCCCGUGAAGACAGAAAACAGCCCCUGGAGCAGAAAGAUACCAGUCCUGCAGAGAGAGGUCAGAAUGUGGGGAAAAUAUUGCGUAAGGAAGCGGAGGAUGUGUCCGCGGGCUGGCAGGGGCUUAGCGGAGCUGCGGUAGAUUGGCAGCGACAGCUGGAGUUGGCCCUGGAGCGGCUGAUGGAGCUUCAGGAGGCAGAGGACCAGUUGGAAUUAAAACUUCGGCAGGCUGAGAUGGUGAAGGACUCCUGGGAGCCAGUGGGCGACCUGCUUAUCGACUCUCUGCAAGAGCACAUAGACAGAGUCAAAGCCUUCCAGGAGGAGAUUGCUCCAAUACAAGAUGAUGUGAAUCAUGUUAACAAACUGGCCUCCACUUUUGGUCCUGGAGACAUUCAGCUCUCACCAUCAAACCUCAACCGGCUGGAUGACCUCAACAUGCGCUGGAGGCUUUUACAGAUCUCGACUGAAGAGCAUUUGACUCAGCUCACUGAUGCUCACAGAGACCUGGGACCCCAGACUAAACAUUUUGUGUGCCCAUCUGUAGACCCUCCUUAUGAAAGGUCAGUCUCACCAAACAAUGUCCCCUACUACAUCAACCAUCAGACCCAGACGACAUGUUGGGACCACCCAAAAAUGGCAGAACUCUAUCAGUCUCUAGCGGACCUUAAUAACGUCCGGUUCUCUGCGUACAGGACGGCUAUGAAGCUCAGGAGAUUGCAGAAGGCUCUGUGCUUGGACCUCCUGAGCAUGUCGGCGGCGUGCGAGGCCUUUGAGCAGCACAACCUGAAACAGAACGAGCAGUUCAUGGACACCAUGCAGCUCAUCAACUGCCUGACCAGCAUUUACGACCGGCUGUCCCAGCAGAACAGCAACCUGGUCAACGUGCCCCUGUGCGUGGACAUGUGCCUAAACUGGCUACUCAACGUUUACGACACGGGCCGAGCUGGAAAGAUUAGGACGUUAUCUUUUAAAACGGGCAUCAUUUCGCUCUGUAAAGCUCACCUUGAAGACAAGUACAGAUAUCUGUUCAGACAGGUGGCCUCCGCCACGGGUUUCUGUGACCAACGGCGUCUCGGCCUUCUACUCCACGAUUCCAUCCAGAUUCCCAGGCAGCUUGGAGAGGUGGCUUCCUUUGGAGGGAGCAACAUUGAGCCCAGUGUACGCAGCUGCUUCCAGUUUGCCAAUAACAAGCCAGAGCUGGAGGCUGCCGUCUUCCUGGACUGGAUGCGAUUGGAGCCUCAGUCCAUGGUGUGGCUUCCCGUCCUGCAUCGUGUGGCAGCCGCCGAGACGGCUAAGCAUCAGGCCAAAUGCAACAUCUGCAAAGAAUGUCCCAUCAUUGGCUUCAGAUACAGAAGCUUAAAGCACUUUAACUAUGACAUCUGCCAAAGCUGCUUUUUCUCUGGAAGAGUCGCAAAGGGUCACAAGAUGCAGUAUCCCAUGGUUGAAUACUGCACACCGACGACCUCAGGAGAGGACGUUAGGGACUUUGCCAAGGUGCUGAAGAACAAAUUCAGGACGAAACGUUACUUUGCCAAGCACCCUCGCAUGGGCUACCUCCCUGUGCAGACCAUUCUGGAAGGAGACAACAUGGAAACUCCGGUCACACUGAUCAACUUCUGGCCUGUAGACCAUGCGCCGGCAUCUUCCCCACAACUCUCCCAUGACGACACCCAUUCACGCAUUGAGCAUUAUGCUAGCAGGCUAGCUGAAAUGGAGAACCGAAAUGGCUCUUAUGUGAAUGAGAAUAUCUCACCCAAUGAGAGCAUGGACGAUGAACAUCUUCUGAUCCAGCAUUACUGUCGCAGUCUGAAUCAAGGUUCUCCCCAAAGCCAACCUCAGAGUCCUGCCCAGAUCCUCAUAUCCAUGGAAACCGAUGAGAAAGGAGAACUGGAGCAAGUCCUCAAUGAUCUGGAGCAGGAGAACAGGAAGCUGCAGGCGGAGUAUGAUCGACUAAAGAAGGCCCACGAUCACAAGGGCCUGUCCCCACUGCCGUCACCCCCGCAGAUGCUGCCCGCGUCUCCGCAGAGCCCCCGAGACGCCGAGCUGAUCGCAGAGGCCAAACUACUGAGACAGCACAAGGGUCGACUGGAGGCGCGCAUGCAGAUUCUGGAAGAUCACAACAAACAGCUCGAGUCCCAGUUAAAACGGCUUAGACAGCUGCUGGAACAGCCACAGACUGAAACAAAGCUGAAUGGUACAACCCUGUCAUCUCCCUCCACCUCAUCUCAGCGAUCCGAUUCCAGCCUGCCCUCAGUGCGCGUAGCCGCCAGCCAAACCACAGAGACCAUGGGUGACGAUGAGUUAUCAAGUCCCUCCCAAGAUGCAAGCGCUGGACUAGAAGAAGUCAUUGAGCAGCUGAACAACUCCUUCCCUAACAGCCAGGGACCCUGUGUUGGCAGUCUAUUCCAUAUGGUGGACAACCUGGGCCAUGCUGUGGAGUCUUUGGUUAGUGUCAUGACAGAGGAGCAGAGUCAAGAGUAG
This is a messenger RNA of Chanos chanos (milkfish), 10434 nucleotides long. RefSeq names its product dystrophin (gene dmd). The record is from RefSeq and is a predicted model, not a curated record. Bases 13 to 10434 code for a protein of 3473 amino acids. NCBI's taxonomy places the organism in Eukaryota, Metazoa, Chordata, Actinopteri, Gonorynchiformes, Chanidae. The transcript has 73 exons. Gene Ontology annotation, biological process: regulation of muscle system process; skeletal muscle tissue development; neuron development. Gene Ontology annotation, cellular component: sarcolemma. Gene Ontology annotation, molecular function: zinc ion binding; protein binding.